Molecule: messenger RNA, 3083 nt
Organism: Cygnus atratus (black swan)
Lineage: Eukaryota; Metazoa; Chordata; Aves; Anseriformes; Anatidae
Gene: TESK1
Product: testis associated actin remodelling kinase 1
Exons: 10
Coding region: 75-2192 (705 amino acids)
Biological process (GO): protein phosphorylation; actin cytoskeleton organization; positive regulation of stress fiber assembly
Cellular component (GO): cytoplasm; nucleus
Molecular function (GO): ATP binding; protein serine/threonine kinase activity
Source: RefSeq, a predicted model, not a curated record
GAGGAGGAGGAGGAGGAAGAGGCGGUGGAGGAGGCGGCGGAGCCCCCCCAGCGCCGUGCCCCGGGGGGACGUGAAUGGCGCUGGGGGUGCUCGGCGGGGCCGAAAUGGAGUGGGAGAAGCUGCCGCGGAGGCCCGGGCUGGCACCGAGGGGGGAACGAGCCGAGGAAGGCGAGGGGGAAGCGGCGGGGCCGUGGCCGGGCUGCGGGAGGCUGCGGCCCUCCUCGUACCGGGCGCUGCGCAGCGCCGUCUCCACCCUGGCGCGCAUCGACGAUUUCUACUGCGAGAAGAUCGGGGCCGGAUUCUUCUCCGAGGUCUUUAAGGUGCGGCACCGCCAGUCCGGGCAGAUCAUGGUGCUGAAGAUGAACAAGCUGACCAGCAACCGGGGCAACAUGCUGCGGGAGGUGCAGCUGAUGAACCGCCUCUCGCACCCCAACAUCCUCAGGUUCAUGGGGGUGUGCGUGCACCAGGGGCAGCUGCACGCGCUGACAGAGUACAUCAACGGCGGCAACCUGGAGCAGCUGCUGGACAGCCCCGUGCCCCUCUCCUGGUCCACGCGCAUCCAGCUGGCCCUCGACAUCGCCCGCGGGCUGCGCUACCUGCACUCCAAGGGCAUCUUCCACCGCGACCUCACCUCCAAGAACUGCCUGGUGCGCUGCGAGGCCAGCGGCUACACGGCUGUGGUGGGCGACUUCGGCUUGGCGGAGAAGAUCCCCACCUACAGCGAGGGCAGCGAGAAGGAGCCGCUGGCCGUGGUGGGCUCCCCGUACUGGAUGGCGCCCGAGGUGCUGCGAGGGGAGAUCUACAACGAGAAGGCUGAUGUGUUCGCCUACGGCAUCAUCCUGUGCGAGACCAUCGCUCGCGUCCCCGCGGACCCCGACUACCUGCCCCGCACCGAGGAUUUUGGCCUGGACGUCACCGCUUUCCGCACCAUGGUGGGAAUCGACUGCCCGGCCGCCUUCCUCCAGCUGGCUUUCCACUGCUGCAGUAUGGAGCCGACCUCCCGCCCCUCGUUCCUGGAAAUCACACAGUGCCUGGAAGGCGUCCUGCAGCACCAGCUGGGCGUGGAGGGCGCUGGGGCCACCCUCUUCAGCAUCAGGGACAGCCUGCCCGCGCCCAGCACGGCGCCCGCGCUCAACGGGGUGGCCGGGAGGGCAUCCAGCCGUGCCGAGCAGUCGCCCCUGCGCGAGCUGGGGACGCAGCACCUGCAGCCGGACCAGCGCCUGUCCCGCAGCCAGUCCGACGUGUUCCCCCCCAAAUCGCCCACCCCGCCGCGGCCGCCCGAGCCCUGCGUCGGGGCCAGGACCAAGGAGACGCCGCCACGCGUCAACCCCUUCUCCCAGCGCGAGGACCUGAAGGGGGGCAAGAUCAAGCUCUUCGACACGCCCAGCAAGUCGGUCAUCUCGCUCACCUUCGACCUGCCCCCGCCUGCCCCGCUGCAGCUCGGCACCCCUGUGACGCCCGAGCCGGCCGUGGAGGUGCAGUGUGACUUCUCGGCGCCCGCCGCGGCCCCACGCAAGUGCCACUCGCUGCCCGCCUCCCCCGAGCUGCCCCGCCGUGGGGGUCUGGAGCUGGGCGUGGGAUCCCCAGCACGGCCCCCCAGCCCGAAGCGGGGCCGGGAGGAUGCUGGGGAGCCGGGAAAUGGGGUCCGUGCCUCCCCCCCCAGCCCCGCAGCGGAGGAGCGGAUGGACUGCGGCCCCGACAGCCCCGAGCCGCCGCGGGUCCCCGCUCCGGCACCCGCCACCAGCAACUUCAUCCGCACGGCGGCCUCGGGCGCCCGGCCCUGGCACCCGGAGCCGAGGGCGCCCAACGGGCUGCUCUUCAACAACAACCACGUGGUGGUCAGCAAGCCGCUGGCCUGGGGCAGCGGGCUGGAGCGAGGCUUCUCCGAGCUCAGCCUCCCCUGCGCCGCCGCGGCGCUGGAGCGGACGGAGCGCGCGGCCAUGCUGCCCGGGCACGGCCCCGGCGCCGUGCUGGAGCAGGACGAGGUGCUGCCCUGCCCCGGCUGCUGCUUGGGGCCUUUCAGCUUCAGCUUCGCCUCCGUUUGCCACCGGCCCGCGCCCAGCCCUCCCCGCUACCAGAACCUCAACUGCGAGGCCAAGAGCCUCCUCUGCCACGACCGCGGCCGCCUCCAGAAAGCCCCGGGGCCGAUGCUGGCGGAGCCCAGCCUGAAGCUGCCGGAGGCGCAGUCCUAGUGCUGGGGACCGUGGCUGCGGCCAGGGGCCCCUGGGACCCCUUCCCCCCCAGCACUUGGGGUGGCUCUGGGAGCCUGGGGUGUUGUGUCCCCCUCCCCGAGUCGGUCCUCGCGCUCGCCCGGUGCCUGGUGGCCGCGACGGCGCUGCCGAGGUGCCCGUCCCACUGGGAUCGGCCUCGGGGAGCUGUGGGGAGCCCCGAGGUGGGCUGGGUCCUUGCUGGGGUCCUGGUGGGGCUGGGCCGAAGUGCAAUAACACCGCUGCUCCUGGCAGCAGGGCUGGUUCCCCGCAGGGCUCAGGCCGUGGCUGCGGGAACCCCCUGUCCCCACGGGCUCGCCCCUCGGUGGGCUCUCUUAGCCCCCCGGGAUGGGGGGUGAGCAGAUUUUGGGGGGGGGUGGGAGGGGGCAGAGCGGUCGCGUGUGUAUGUGUGUGUAGGAGGGACUCUGGGGAUUUUUGGGGGUGUUCCGGCUGCUUCCCCACAAGGGUGGGGAGCAUUUCUGGUCCCCCACACAGCAGAGGCACCGUGGUGUGCAGAGGGGCGAUGCCAGAGGGGUGCAGUGUGCGGGUGCGGGGUGCCAGCGCUUGGCGCUGAGCCCCCUGGCACACGGGGCCCCCUCCUGCCCCGCCACCACACCAGUGUCGGGGGGGACACAUCCGUCUCACGUCCCCCCAGCGGAGGGCAGCCUGCGCCCCCCAGCGCCUCCCGGGUGGCCGGGAGGACACGGGGGGGGACGCCCGGCAAGGGUGGGAGCCGGCUUUCCUCCCUCCCGCACAACGCACUGGUGAAUGCAGAACUCCUGUGUUUUUUUUUUUUAUUAUUAUUAAUAAUAAUAAUUGCUAGUAAUAUAUACCCAGCUUAUUUAAAGUGUUCAAUAAAAACUGAAUGUCCCAGCG